Molecule: messenger RNA, 672 nt
Organism: Acanthoscelides obtectus
Lineage: Eukaryota; Metazoa; Arthropoda; Insecta; Coleoptera; Chrysomelidae
Source: the annotation of a GenBank genome assembly
GUGACAAUCAUCCGACUCGGUGUCAUAUAUGACGUCAGUUACAAAGAGAAUUGCAUUUGCAUUGGACAUCGGAUAUGAGAAGCGAUAAAUCAGAAGAAGACGUUCCACCGGAGGAAGAAAAAUGCGCACUAAGAGAAGUGAUCGUUGAAGAACCAGAAGCUAGUGAAGAUUCCAGUGAAGACUAUUCAUCAGAGGAAGAACGAAAACAGAAAAGCCCAAGCAUGACAUUCCUCCAGAUACUGGCAUAUCCAGAAACUGGUAAAAUAUAUAAAGACUGGAAAUCAAACCGCCACUGUCGUAGCUUUAUGUGUCUCAAAGACCAUGAUCUUUCUACUGAGAUCAACCAAACGGCUAUACAGGAAAUCGGAGGUCUAGAAAUCCUGAUAAACCUCCUCGAACCAAAGACCUGAAAUGCAAAAUAGGCGCUUUGGAGGUGUUGACGGAGCUCCUCCCACAAUCCGGACAUCCGCAGAUGUAUCGCUGAUUUGGGCGGGAUCCGCUGUUGGUGAAAAACCUCACGGAACCUGCCAGAGAUUUGCAGAUUCUCGUCGCCGAAACUAUAGCGAACGUUGCGCAGAUAAAGAAAGCUAGGAAGGCUGUGAGGAAGUGCUAUGGCAUUUCAAAGUUGGUGGACUUUUUGGAUGUUAACGAGGUCUAUCUCAAAUCGCCUCC